AUGGCUCGCUUCAUCCUUCUGUGCAUCGCCCUCACGUUUGCUGGCGCCUCCUCGGCAAGCCGCUACAACGAACUGUACAACUGGGUCAGCGGAAAAGCCUCCCCAGGAUUCCCCCAACCCGACGACUCCGGACCCCUGGAUGUGGACAUGCGUCUGACCAAACUGGACAUCGUUGGUGUGGACAGUGCCAACAACCUGGUCACUUUGAUCGCCAGGAGAAGGGUUCUGUGGGCUGACCGUAGUCUGUCCUUCGAUGACUCUUUGUACAACGUGUCAUGUGUGUAUGCUGCGGCCACCAACAUCUGGACUCCUGACAGUACCUUCUACAACUCUGCUAGCCAGGAGCAGGUUUUGAACCGUGAGGUCAUCGUAUUUGCCGGAGGUGAGUUGCUGGAAAUUGAAAGAGUCCAGGUGACCAUCAACUGUAAUGUCAAAGGUGUGAACACCUACACUGGCGCCACCUGCCACCUCCAACUUGGCUCCUACGGUUUGGGAAAUGAGCUGUUCCGUCUGAGAGAGCCCAAGGACAACUGGACCUUCCAUCUGGAGUCGGCUUUCAACGGAGCCUCCCCCUACGAGCUUCUGUCUGGUGACGUCAGCAGAUCUGUGGAGCCCUACGCUUCCGGUGACCCCGAGCAGUUCUAUUACGAUGCCCUGACCUUCACCUUCAGCUUCAGAAGAAAGUAGGACGGUCAAUAAAUCUGGUGU
Molecule: messenger RNA, 708 nt
Organism: Aplysia californica (California sea hare)
Lineage: Eukaryota; Metazoa; Mollusca; Gastropoda; Aplysiida; Aplysiidae
Product: acetylcholine-binding protein-like
Exons: 2
Coding region: 1-687 (228 amino acids)
Biological process (GO): regulation of membrane potential; signal transduction; nervous system process
Cellular component (GO): membrane; neuron projection; synapse
Molecular function (GO): extracellular ligand-gated monoatomic ion channel activity; neurotransmitter receptor activity; transmembrane signaling receptor activity
Source: RefSeq, a predicted model, not a curated record